This is a messenger RNA of Paramuricea clavata, 1462 nucleotides long. The record is from the annotation of a GenBank genome assembly. NCBI's taxonomy places the organism in Eukaryota, Metazoa, Cnidaria, Anthozoa, Malacalcyonacea, Plexauridae.
AUGUCACGGCUAGGCUCAUGGGUAGACCAUAUUAUCAUACAGGCAGUUGCGAAUGCAAAUAAUUUAAGAAUUCACAUCACAGAAAGUGCACAAAAUUUUACUGAAUCUACAGUUAUAACCCCUAUUUAUGCUCAGGGAAAUGUAAGAGAUAUGUAUAUCGGACAUCUUGACGAGUUGCAUUAUGUUUCUACAACGCCAGUUGAACAGUUUGCUUCUGAACAAAUAGGAAAUCAGAUAGCAACUAAUAUAAACAGAAACCAAACCCACAAAAUUCACAAUCUAAUAGUAACAAAAGUAUCUCGGACUGUCUCAAUGAAAUAUUUUCAAAAAAGAAAAGAAUACAUGAAGGAAUAUAUGAAAAAAAGAAAAUCGAACAACGAAUUUAAAAAAAAGAAAGCGAGAGAAGAAAGUCAUAUAAUAGAAAUAUAAAAACUCGAAUUCUGAGAAAAUUAAGCAAUCUUGGCCAAAAGCCACUGCAACAUACAGACAAUCAAAUCCUGAAAAAGUAAAAGAGAGUUUUAAGACAGCCACUGCAACAUACAGACAAUCAAAUCCUGAAAAAGUAAAAGAGAAUUUUAAGGCAGCCGCUGCAACAUACAGACAAUCGAAUCCUGAAAACGUCAAAGAAUCAAAUCAAACAGCCACUGCAACAUACAGACAAUGAAAUCCUGAAAAAGAAAAAGAGAGUUUUAAGACAGCCACUGUAACAUACAGACAAUCAAAUCCUGAAAAAGUAAAAGAGAAUUGUAAGGCAGCCAUUGCAACAUACAGGCAAUCGAAUCCUGAAAAGGUCAAAGAAUCGAAUCAAACAGCAACUGCAACAUACAGACAAUCAAAUCCUGAGAAAGUAAAAGAGAGUUUUAAGACAGCCACUGCGACAUACAGACAAUCAAAUGCUGAAAAAGUAAAAGAGAAUUUUAAGGCAGCCACUGCAACAUACAGACAAUCAAAUCCUGAAAAGGUCAAAGAAUCGAAUAAAACAGCCACUGCAACAUACAGACAAUCAAAUCCUGAAAUGGUCCAAGAAUCGAAUAAAACAGCCACUGUAACAUACAGAAAAUUAAAUCUUAAAAAGGUUGCGGAAUUGUCAAAAUUGUCAAGUAUUACGUACCAGCAGAGCUAUUUGGAAAGAGUUAAAGAUACUCAAAAAAGGCAAUAUAUUAAAAGAAAGUUAGAUUGUAGUGAAAAUGGAACAAAAAUGAUUAAAUACAAGAAGGUAGAAGAUAAUCCGAAUGGCAAUUCAUGUGAAGCUGGGCAGAUACCUGGUAACACUGACGAUUCGAGACAACAAAUCGACGUAACAAAGGCAACUGAGUUACUUCAUAAGAACAUUAGUGUUGGACCAGAAUAUAUUUGCACCUGUUGUGACCAAUUAUGGUAUAGAUCAUCUGUUACUGAGCGCAAUGUUUCUUAUGUAAAUCUUGUUCAAACGAAAUCCUUCACUUAUGUCUUAAUGGUCUAA